UUCGAAUAAUAUGAUUGAUGUGUUUGAGAAAUUCUAUAAUCAUUAAUAAAGCGCAACUUGUAAAUUACAACUGUGUAAGUGUUAUACUUAUGUCUCAAAGAAGUAAAGUAAUACAACUGUAUAAAACGCUUUUGUAUAUGGGGCGUGAUUAUCCAAAAGGUUAUGAAUAUUUCAGAGUGAGAUUGAAAAAAGCUUUUGAUAAGAAUAAAGAAGAACGUAAUCCUGAGAAAAUAGAUAAAAUGAUAGCACAUGGUAAUUUUGUUAUUAAAGAAUUGGAAGCUUUAUAUAUGCUACGCAAGUACAGAGCAUUAAAAAAUAGAUAUUAUAAUCAACCCUAACCAAAAUUAAAACUAUUAUAAAUAUUAUUGUGUACUAUAUUA
Polistes dominula (European paper wasp) is the source of this 380-nucleotide messenger RNA. It is a transcript of the gene osi, whose product is annotated as electron transfer flavoprotein regulatory factor orsai. Gene Ontology annotation, biological process: respiratory electron transport chain. The record is from RefSeq and is a predicted model, not a curated record. Gene Ontology annotation, cellular component: mitochondrion. NCBI's taxonomy places the organism in Eukaryota, Metazoa, Arthropoda, Insecta, Hymenoptera, Vespidae.